AUGGCGCACCGAGAUCGCUCCCCAGUACAUGUGCCGCUUCGAACGUCCAGCCGAAAUAUGCUACGUGCUGGAACCAUAGAAGAUUACGAGGAGGAUCGCUUUCUGGAGCGCAAGACAUCCAAAGCCCAACGAAUCUUAGGGACGGACUUGCCCCUCCCUGGCAGUAAUCACGGGUGGGACAAGCCAGUCAAGGUCAAGUCGCGCCGCCAAAGCCUUCGGACUCCAGACGGCACGACGAAACCCCAGCCUACCAGCUUCGUCCCCUUUCCUGCUGGAGAGCAGGCCGUCCCGCCUCAGAAUUUGCGCGUUCGCGCUUCAUCGCCGCUGCUGGGCCAUAACUAUCGGUCCCAGGAGCCCGCACCGCCCCUGCCGAAGCCUUCCAAGAAAAUCCACCACACCGGAUCGUCCUCAACCUUGUUCUCAUACUUCAGCUCGAAGGAAAAGGAUGGAUCCAAGUCCUCCCCGACGACACCUCGGCAUUCCAGUCUCCAGCCCCAAAUCCGCAAUGAAUUAGGGACCAAUCCACAUGUGACAUACAAACAAGCGGGCAGCACGGCCAAAGAGCCCAAGCGCAAACUACGUCCACCUCGUAUCGACCUGUCUAUUCUCUUCCCCAAACCUCGCAAUCCCGCCCCGCCACUCCUGUCACCUCAACGGAUGACCAAUUCCCCAUCUCCGGUCUCAACGGUCGUUUCGGAUUACCCCGCUCACAGAGUCGACCAGAUCUCCAGCAUUUCUAGCACGAAAAAGUUUGGGGAUCCACUGCCACCACGUUCUUCCGUCAUUUCACACGAAGGGCCGAAGCAUACCACCGACCGUUCAGAUUUGCUUUCCAUCCCCGAAUCCAAAGAUGGCGAGUGGCAUGACCACCCACUGGAACGGACCGUUGGGACUAGCGAGAUCGAUAUAGCGCUGGAUCGGUACGCCGGUCGACGGUCGCUCUUCAGUCGUUCGAGUGUCUAUACAGCCAGCAAGGAGCAACUGCGGAUUGAUCAGCCACAGCUCCCUGCCGAAUCAAGCCUUGCCGCUCGCCGUGGGCACAGUCCUGCCAGUCUCCAGCGCAAGGCCCCGCACCUGAACCCGACAACACGACAGGAGUCAAGUCGGCAUCGCGCGUUGACGACCGAAUCGAAAAACUCGCGCGGGGGUAAGAGUGCCGUGAGUAAGAAGAGUAGCAAAAGUACCUUGCGGAACAAGGAUCUGCAGAACUCGAGCGUUCUCUGCCUCUCAUCUUCUGAGGAUGAGAAUGAGUCGGAGCAAGAGACCCCAGCAAAUGAGCAGGGCAACAACCGUAAGAAUUUUAGGGACAGCGUGGCCACCUACGGCGAAUUCGAACCCGAGAUCUACACAGCCUCUACCGCUCAGGCUGCGACAGCUCAGAUGUUGAAGAAGGUCGAACGAGCCCCGUCGACCAGCAGCCACGGCUCCCAUCCAGCCUCGCGCACACCCCCAAACCGCAGACAUACAUCUAUUGGAUCCACUGGCAAAUCGUCGACGACUACACGCCGAACCGCCCAAACUACCCAAACUACCCAAUCUCGACGGUCUAGCCACAUUCCUAUCAUUGCCGAACCAAGCAUCCUUGAUCAAUUUCCGCAGCAGCCCCGACGCACGCCCCAGGAACUGAAAGAAAUCAACCGUCGCAGCCGCGUUAUCGCCGUCACUCGACAGGAGCAGGACCUACUUGAGGCAAUGCGGCAGCGGAAAGGCAAGAUCACGCCCAGCAUAUUCCAAUACAAUACCGGUCCAGACACCGACCAGAGUUCGAUGAUUUCCGGCCCAUCCCGAGAUUCCUUCUGCGGAUCGGACACGUCGUUCCUGCGCCUCAGCGCUGCGUUCCCGCCCUUCCCUGCGCGGAAAGACCAAGGUGCAACUCACAUGGAUAAAGACGGUUCUCCCUCACAGAGUUCGAGUUCUGAUACUGAACAGAAAACUGGUAACUCCAUUACGUCGCCGCGGUUCAGUAUGGGCUACUCCGAGAGUCUACCGUCCCCAGCCACCAGCGGCGCCUCCCCCCUUACGCCGACCCUCCCUAUCCAUCGUUUCUCACCGCUGCCAUCUCCGAAGCCUCCACCACGCGGUCCUCCACCUGCCAUUCCGGAGGACCAGAAGCAGCAUGCACGUCGUCGUACGGACAGCAGCGAGGCCAUUAUGUUGAACGAUAGUGGUGAGCCUCAACGCAAGCACGAUCUCCCCCUGUGGUCCUUCGACUUCGAUUGGAAUCAAGAUCGCACCAGCGUCGCCCCAGUGCAUUAA
This is a messenger RNA of Penicillium macrosclerotiorum, 2256 nucleotides long. RefSeq lists its product as uncharacterized. Bases 1 to 2256 code for a protein of 751 amino acids. The transcript has a single exon. The record is from RefSeq and is a predicted model, not a curated record. Lineage: Eukaryota; Fungi; Ascomycota; Eurotiomycetes; Eurotiales; Aspergillaceae.